GGGGGCGGGCUCGGGGCGGGUUCAGGACAUCCAGCUGGCCUGAGUGGGAGAUCUUGUCGCCUCAGCCUCUAUUCCAGUGCUCGGCAGGCGUCCCGCAGACAGGACCCGCCCCCGUGAACAUCGAGUCCAGGUGGCCCCGCGCCCGCGCCUGCCCCUUCUGGCCCGGUCCCACUCCGGUCGGCCGGCUUCGAGAUCGGACUCGCGCUCGGUUGAAAAACCCCGCCCGCUCCUGCCCAGCUCCAGCCCGAGAAGCGGCGGGGCCCCGGAGCGUUUGACAGCCAGACCCGCUAACGGCUGCAGCCGUGGUGGCCCACUUCCCGGGAGCAGAUCGGGGGUACAUCGCGGCCAUGAGGAGCAGAAGCAACUCCGGAGUCCGCCUGGACGGCUAUGCUCGGCUGGUGCAGCAGACCAUCUUGUGUUACCAGAAUCCUGUCACUGGGCUGCUGUCAGCCAGUCAUGAGCAGAAAGAUGCCUGGGUGCGGGAUAACAUCUACAGCAUCCUGGCCGUCUGGGGCCUAGGUAUGGCCUACCGUAAGAAUGCCGACCGUGAUGAGGACAAGGCCAAGGCUUAUGAGCUGGAGCAGAACGUGGUGAAACUGAUGCGGGGCCUGCUUCAAUGCAUGAUGAGACAGGUGAACAAAGUGGAGAAAUUCAAGCACACCCAGAGUACCAAGGACAGCCUGCAUGCCAAGUACAACACUGCCACCUGUAGCACUGUGGUGGGUGAUGACCAGUGGGGACACCUCCAGGUGGACGCCACCUCCCUCUUCCUCCUGUUCCUAGCCCAGAUGACUGCCUCUGGCUUAAGAAUUAUAUUCACCUUGGAUGAGGUAGCCUUCAUACAGAAUCUUGUCUUUUACAUAGAGGCUGCAUAUAAAGUCGCUGAUUAUGGAAUGUGGGAACGUGGUGAUAAGACAAAUCAGGGCAUUCCUGAAUUGAAUGCAAGCUCCGUAGGAAUGGCCAAGGCAGCACUUGAAGCCAUUGAUGAGCUGGAUCUUUUUGGAGUCCAUGGAGGACGCAAGUCAGUGAUUCAUGUUCUGCCCGAUGAGGUCCAGCACUGCCAGUCUAUCCUGUUCUCCAUGCUCCCAAGAGCAUCAACAUCUAAAGAGAUCGAUGCUGGACUUCUAUCCAUCAUUUCUUUCCCGGCUUUUGCAGUGGAAGAUGUGAAUAUUGUGAAUGUGACCAAAAAUGAAAUUAUCUCCAAGCUCCAGGGUCGUUAUGGAUGUUGCCGCUUCCUUCGAGACGGAUAUAAAACUCCGAGAGAGGACCCAAACCGAUUGCAUUAUGAUCCUGCUGAACUCAAGCUGUUUGAGAAUAUUGAAUGUGAAUGGCCUGUGUUCUGGACAUACUUCAUAAUUGACGGGGUUUUCAACAACGACACCGUUCAGGUCCAAGAAUACCGAGAGGCCCUGGAGGGAAUAUUAAUCAGAAGCACGAAUGGAAUCAACCUGGUGCCAGAACUCUAUGCCAUCCCGCCUCACAAGGUAGACGAAGAGUAUAAGAAUCCUCACACAGUGGACAGAGUUCCUCUGGGGAAGCUGCCCCAUCUGUGGGGUCAGUCCCUGUACAUCCUUGGCUCACUGCUGGCAGAGGGAUUCCUCGCCACUGGUGAAAUUGACCCCUUAAAUAGGAGAUUUUCCACUUCCGUCAAACCUGAUGUCGUAGUGCAAGUUACUGUUCUGGCAGAAAACAGCCACAUUAAACAGCUGUUAAGGAAACACGGGAUAAAUGUCCAGAGUAUUGCUGACAUCCAUCCAAUCCGAGUGCAGCCAGGCCGCAUCCUUAGUCAUCUGUAUGCCAAACUUGGACGAAAUAAAAACAUGAAGUUGAGUGGGCGACCAUAUCGGCACAUUGGUGUCCUUGGAACAUCUAAACUGUAUGUGAUUCGAAACCAGAUAUUUACUUUCACACCCCAGUUCACCGACCAGCAUCACUUCUACCUGGCCCUGGACAACGAGAUGAUGGUGGAGAUGCUGAGGAUAGAGCUGGCCCACCUCUGCACCUGCUGGAGGAUGACGGGGAGACCUACACUCACCUUCCCCAUUACCCACACCAUGCUCACAAAUGAUGGCACAGACAUUCACUCCGCAGUCCUGUCUACAAUUAGAAAACUCGAGGAUGGAUAUUUUGGAGGAGCUAGAGUAAAAUUAGGAAACCUUUCGGAAUUUCUCACCACGUCUUUCUACACGUACCUGACCUUCCUGGACCCAGAUUGUGAUGAGAAAUUGUUCGAGGAUGUUAGUGAACGGAGCUUAAGUCCCGACAGCGAGUCAGAUUUGGGUGCCUAUUUGGAAGACAUAUAUAAUCAGGGUAAUCAAGAAAGCCAGGAUGAACUGGACCAGUAUAUCAACCACCUCCUGCAGAGCACAUCCUUGAAGUGCUACCUGCCGUCUCUACGGAAGAAGACGGAAGACACCCAUGUCUUCAGCACCAUUCACUGCACCCGGGAUAUACUCUCCAUGAUGGCAAAAGCAAAAGUUGUUCCCAUGACUCUGCCAGUCAGUAUGCUCAGUGCCCACCGUAAAUCACUGAAUCUUGUUGAUUCUACUCAGCAUCUUCUGAACAAGCCUCCAGAAGAUGACAUCCAGUGGCCCACAGAUGACCAUGGUGACUUGGACUGUGAAAAGCUGGUUGAGCAGUUGAAAGACUGUUCUAACCUACAGGACCAAGCAGACAUUCUCUACAUUCUGUAUGUAUUAAAGGGGCCCAGCUGGGACACAAAUCUCUCCGGCCAGCACGGGGUCACUGUUCACAGCCUCCUCAGCGAACUCUACGGGAAAGCAGGCUUGAACCAGGAGUGGGGUUUGAUCCGCUACAUCUCGGGUCUGCUCAGGAAGAAAGUGGAGGUUCUGGCUGAGGCCUGCACAGACCUGCUGUCACACCAGAAGCAGCUCACAGUGGGCCUGCCACCUGAGCCCCGGGAGAAGACGAUCUCUGCGCCCCUCCCGCCUGAAGAGCUCACCAAACUCAUCUAUGAAGCCAGUGGAGAGGACAUCAGCAUAGCUGUCCUCACACAGGAGAUUGUGGUUUACCUGGCAAUGUAUGUCAGGUCUCAGCCCGGCCUCUUUGUGGAGAUGCUCCGACUCCGGAUCGGGCUGAUCAUUCAGGUGAUGGCCACAGAGCUGGCGCAGAGCCUCAACUGUUCAGGAGAAGAAGCUUCUGAAAGUCUCAUGAACCUCAGCCCUUUCGAUAUGAAAAGUCUCCUGCACCAUAUUCUAAGUGGGAAAGAGUUUGGUGUUGAAAGAAGCAUGCGACCUAUCCAUUCCUCUACAUCCAGCCCUGCCAUAUCCAUUCAUGAGGUGGGCCAUACUGGUGUCACCAAAACCGAGAGGAGUGGCAUCAGCAGACUGAGGAGUGAGAUGCAACAGAUGACGAGGCGGUUCAGUGCUGAUGAGCAGCUCUUUUCUGUGAGCCAGACCACAUCCACCGGCAUGUGCUCCAAGUCUGUGAGGCCCAGCACUCCAUCCUCACCCACAGGCACUUCGUCCUCAGACUCGGGCAGCCAACACCUUGGCUGGGGGGAGCGGCAGGGCCAGUGGCUCCGCAGGAGACGGCUAGAUGGGGCCAUCAACAGGGUCCCUGUGGGCUUCUACCAGAAGGUGUGGGAGAUCCUUCAAAAGUGCCACGGCUUGUCCAUCGAUGGCUACGUGCUGCCCUCCUCCACCACACGAGAGAUGACCCCACAGGAAAUCAAGUUCGCUGUCCACGUUGAGUCGGUGCUGAAUCGUGUGCCACAACCCGAGUACCGACAGCUGCUGGUGGAGGCCAUUAUGGUGCUUACUCUGCUCUCAGACACAGAGAUGAACAGCAUCGGGGGCAUCAUCCAUGUGGACCAGAUCGUGCAGAUGGCCAACCAGCUAUUCCUGCAGGACCAGAUAUCAUCUGGAGCCAUGAACACCCUGGAGAAGGACCAGGCCACAGGCAUCUGCCACUUCUUUUAUGAUAGUGCCCCGAGUGGGGCAUAUGGGACAAUGACCUACCUGACCAAGGCAGUGGCUUCUUAUCUGCAGGAACUGCUGCCCAACUCAGGCUGCCAGAUGCAAUAGAGCCCCCUGCUCCUUUGACCCCUGAGACUCCCUGUGCAGUUACAAAAGCAUGUUCCACCACAAGUAGGGAGGAGACGGUGAUGACUGGCCUGAAACCUAUGUCUGUCCAAGCUACAGUGAGUGCUCUGCAGCCUUGGGCUCAUGGUCUCACAUCCUUUUGUUGUCACAGCAUCUGGUCUCUUGGAGCCUGAGGAGUAACAGGAAAAUAGUCUCUCAAGUGCAGAAUGGAUCAAGACACCAGUUUACAUGGAUGUUGUCAGGGUAGUGCCAAAAUAGACUCCAUGAGCUAGUACCAUCUCUUAAGAGCAGCAGCCGCCGCGCCAGUAGACCUUAACAAGGGGAACCAUGCUCAUUACCAAUAUAGCUCUCCUGUUGAAUUAGG
Molecule: messenger RNA, 4428 nt
Organism: Erinaceus europaeus (western European hedgehog)
Lineage: Eukaryota; Metazoa; Chordata; Mammalia; Eulipotyphla; Erinaceidae
Gene: PHKA2
Product: phosphorylase kinase regulatory subunit alpha 2
Exons: 34
Coding region: 348-4046 (1232 amino acids)
Biological process (GO): glycogen metabolic process
Cellular component (GO): phosphorylase kinase complex
Molecular function (GO): calmodulin binding
Source: RefSeq, a predicted model, not a curated record